CUGACCGCAUCACCGCCUGCCCAGCAGGCGAGAGAGACCGCGUCGGCAGUAGUCCGGGUCCGCCUGCGUUCCCGCCGUGGCUGCUCUGCGCUGCUCAUGCUCUUCGUCUGAGGAGACUGUUCCACGGCGCCGCAUCAAACACGGACUGAGGCAAUGGGCGCUUCGGGGCUGAUAGUGGGGAUUUUAAAAUAUGCGGGACUUUACCUUCAACUUCAUGCGGCUCUGAGCCACGGAUACUCUGAGGUGGACAACCGUUUAUCAGCAAACGCGGUCUUCACAGAAGUCCCACAGGACGUCAUAACAAACAGCGGUGAGGAUGUGGAGAUGGCGUGCUCCUUCAGUGGGGCACGUUCUCCCUCCUGCUCUCUGGAGAUCCAGUGGUGGUACAUCAAGAACCACUGGCAGGACAAGCCUACAUAUCUGACGAACAAUAUAGCGACCAUGGAGGAAAUACCGGAGGACUCCACCAAGAUAAGUGUGGUGAAAGUCGUCGGCAGCAACAUUUCCCAUAAACUCCGCCUCUCCAGUGUCAAAGCAUCAGACGAAGGGACCUACGAGUGCCGAGUUAUUGACAACAGCGGCGCCGUAGCGCAGCAUCACCGCGUCCGCGCCUACCUCCAGGUCAACAGUCAGGAGUCACAUGAGCUGCAGGAAGCCCAGCAGUGGAGACAGGGGAGUCACAAAACCCCUCAUCCAGGAAACAGGCGAGAGGAUGAGGAGGAGACAGGCUGGUAGCCUCUGAGAUUGUGAGGCAGCUGUUAGUUUCCUAGUUAAUCACUUGCUCUUUUGCAUGUCCAGGUCUUGUUUCUACGCGGAGGGAUCCUCCAUCACUGGACGUCUUGAUAUGUUUCUUGGUUUCUUUGCUGCCUGAAUCUUAGAGAAUGCCAGGAGAGAAAAGGCUUUACAUUUUAAGGCCAAAUUCAAGCAGAUAUGGGACCCUCCCUUUGUUCAUUUUCAUUCAAAAAUGUGCAUUUUAAGUGAUUUUAACUGAUCCAGCUGUAAAAAAAAUGUCUUAGACUGCUAACUUUUACUUCCUCGAUGACGUUUGUGAUUAUUGUUUUUAGCCAGUUUUCUAACUUUAUCCUGGAUUUUGAGCAGAUUGUUGUUGAAAAUGUUCAGUAAGACAAUAGUAAAAUAAAGACAGCAGGUCAGACUAACUAGUUAGGUAUUUGUAUUGCAGUAAGCAAAGACUCUGCUACAAGUGGGUCUUUUUUUGUUGCUUGGUUGUUUGAGACCCCAAUGAGACCUGAUAACAUUUUAAUUCUAAGUGCAUCUGUGUCAGUGUUGUGUCCUUUGUUAUUACUUUGUGUUCAUGUAAUACGCCUUUAGUAAAACCAAUCAGAUAAGGUUGGAUUUUGUUAUUUUCUUGUGGAUUCUCUAAAUAGCAAAAAAGAUCAAUAUUGUUGACAUUCAGUGUUACAAGCACAAAAUAAAGGAGUUCACUUUUCACAAUUCCUGACGUUUGCGGAGAUAUCUUCAUACAUGCUAAUUCUAUUCUAUAACAUCUUCAUCUUGUAACUGAUGGUAACUCGAAUGCAGCAGAUGGAUUUGUGAGGCUCCUUUUUUUUGUUGAAUCCACCCCCUGGUUUGGUUUUAGAGACAGAAAACUUUUGUCAGGCUGAGAAGUUUCCCUGCUGAUAAACGUUGGGCUGGUAACUGUGAGCCAAGCCUUCAGGUUUGCUGCUGAAGAUUUAGACUGCUGGAAAACAUGUGGACAAACUGUACCAUUACCCUGCAAACUUUCACUUUCGCUUCCUCUACUUACAUCCCACCCGACGUUCUCAAAUAAUUAGAAGUGUCCCCAUCAUAAAAACACUUUUAAUAUAAUCUGUCAGUCUCUCAAAUGCAGUUACUUAAAAUAUACAUUACAGAUUACUUCUUGUUUAGAGUACCACUACGAUCAUUAGUUGAUCUAUUUUCAAAGCGUUCCCAGUGGUCUUUUAAUGGUUUUGCUGUUUUUAGCCAAAAUGUUAAAAAUCAGUCGUUUUCCUGGACAUAGUUCAUUAGAAAUUCAUCUCUGAGUUGUGGGCAGGACUGUUGGCUCGGAGCAAUCCCGCCCCCCUUCCCUUACCUGUUGCAGACAGUUGGAAUUGCAUUCUGAGCUUAAUUUUUCGAACAAAUGUCUUUCACUGUCAAAAAAUGGAAACAAAAACAUGUUAUAAACACCAAAAACAUGAUAUUUAUCAGAGUGGGUUUAUAUUGGUAUUAACCUAUCUUACUAAAUCAGACCUUAUGUGUCUUACAGGACUUAUUACUUAGUUACUUUCUUUGGUAAACCUGCAGAAGCAUGUCAAUUAUACAAAUUUAGAAAGGACUUUGGGGUUGUGCAGGGGGGAUAAUGGUGUAAAAAUUACUGCUUAUAAUACUGGAUAAUUUAAAUUAAGUGGAAACCGGAAGACCAGUCCCCAGCUUUAGUCAGUUUAGUCCAAACCAGCAAAAUAAGAAAAAAGAAAAGUGCAAAAACAAAGCUACCCAACAGAGACAGCUUCAAAUGACUUCACCACACAGACACAACCAGCUAAUGACGCUUUGAAGAUAAAAGGAGUAAACAGACUUAUUAGGAACACAAUUAAAGGGAAAGUAUUUAGCUCAGAAAAUUGGACUCAUGAAUUUAAAAAGGAAUGAAAGAACCUCAAAGUGGCUGACAAAUAGCAGUUCAUUUGUUAAUUCUUCUUUUUCUCACUGCUUUGAACACCAACAUUUAGGUUGUUUAGUUAAAAUUGAAAGGAUUUUGUGCUUUAGUUUGGUUUUUCUGUUGUUUUCUUGGUUUUGGUGGUGUUUUGAGUUGCUCCUCUGUCAGUCCUGGUUCAUGUUGAUCAUCCACAGCUGGUUUCAUUUCUGUCAAUCACCCUCAGUCUAUUUAAGCGCCUGGUUUUCAGUUUCACCUCGUCAGGUCGUCUGCUCUGUUUUUUCCGUCUUUUGUGGGGCCCUGGGGUUUGUCAUGCUGAAGUUUCUGCCACCAUGCCUGGUCAAAAAAAGGUUGGGGUAGCAUAGCGGAGCCAAAGGAGGAAAAAAAAAGUUACUCCCUACAUUCCUUACAGAGGAUAAUAUUAUAUGUUUAAGAUAUUCUGGCUUAUUAGAAGUGUCUGAAUUAAAUGGCAUUUUCUGCUGUGAAUAAUACUUCAGCUGUUGACUGCAUCUCAAAAAAAACCUACAUUUUUAAUAAACAAGUAAAAGAUUAAAAAAAAAAAAAAACCUGAACAAGGAAGAGAAAGAAGGAAAUAACUCACACUGACUAACUGAAAGCUGUAAAGACCGGGUGAUAAUGAACUGACAGAAAUGUUGAAAGAUUUUGUAACUGAACCUAAAAGAAGACAAUCACUUUAACAGAAAGCAGAGAAUGAUGCAUAAAAGGACCUCUGCUUACUGUAACAGUUAAUCUGAAUAUUCACCAUUAAAGUCAUUUAGGAGUGGCUAAUUCUACUCAAAUCAUGCUUUUAAAUUUUAAUAAACUAUCAAUCAUUUCACCCUGAACUAUAAAGAACUAUAAACAUUAUUUAACUGCUGCAUUCUAAGUGCUGUUUUUUGUGCUAAUUCAGAUAAAAUGUUUGUUUUAAGACACUUUUAGUUUGAAUCUGACAUCAUAUAUAAACAGAGCAUACAAUAAAAUAUAAUACACAAUUUAUUCUGUCACAUCCCAGUGACAGUAACAUGGUUCCCUUUUGUGUUUUGACACAACAGCAACUUUUUCUGAACUUUUUAAUAUAAACUUUUACAUUUUGAGUUGAUGGACAUCCCCAUUCACUGUCGUUUACUUCAGGUUUGCUUCAUGCUCUCCUAAAUUGACUUCAGGAGAGCAUCAGCUCUCCUAAAGUUGAGUUAUUUCAUCUGGAAUUAUCUCCUUCUGAACUCACAUCAUCUCCAUUUCAAGACAACUUGGGUUUUUCUUUGUUGUGCAUUUAUCUUAAUCACUAAUUUAUGAUUUUAUAUGUCAUUAAGGAGAACAAACUUGUUGAUUCUUUGACGUAUAGAUGUAGUUUGGACUUUUUAACAGCCCACGACCUCAAAAAUAAAUCAGCAUUUAAAGAUGGGGGGGCUGUAGUCAGCAGCACCUGAAUAAAGGAAACGUUUUACUCCUCAUGAUCAUUGCAGUGCGUCCUUCUGGCCACCAGGGUGCAGCAAAGUCCUUCACUUUCAUCCAACUCUGCAUCAAAUCAACGUUGAAAACAAGUGAAUCAGAAAAUAGUUUAGAAUGUAAUUUAGAGUGGUUUUUAAAAAAAAAAGUGAGGUCGAAACUAAUUUGGGUAAAGAUGUAUCAUCCAUCAUUUUUCUUUAGUUUCCCUCAGUGUAUCUCUCAUGGUAAAGAAUUGUGUUGAAAGUUGCUUAAACGAGCAAAAGGUGUGAAUCUCAUUUCUGAAUGUGGAGAGAGAAUGAGGCCAGCUGGUUUACAUGUCAGGUAUCUGUUGACAUGUUUCAAUCAUCAGUCUGGUAGAAAUAUGAUUUAUUUUUUAUCAGCCAAAGAAAUACAGUUUGACAGAUAGCAAGCUAAACAAACACAUUUUUAGAAGCAUUGUGGGUCAUCACAUCACAACUUUAGAUUGAAUUACAGACAUGUACCAUUUAAACUUUUGAGCAAAAGCUUAGUUUAAAAUGAGGAUUCUUAGAAUUAUUUUCUUACCCCAUUGGCAGAUUUUUUUUUGGCUCAUUUAAAACAAAUCAGUCAAUCGAAUAGGAACUUUUGACUUAUUUCUGGGGCCUGUGGCAUUUUUGAGUCAUGAUAAAAUAUUUUUAGACCAGGAGUGUCCUAAGAAAUCAUGGUUAGUUUAAAAAUGUGAGGACUAACCAAUUGGCUUGCAUUCUUUAAACCCUUAUAAUAACAAUAAGUGAAUUAUUUAACCCUUUAACAUUGAAGACGACACCUGAAUAACACACGGUGACAUACCAUAACGCUCGCAUUGGAUUUUCUAUACCGCUUUUGCAGCACAAUGCUCCCUCUGUCCAUAACAGAAUCAGCUGAUUUGUGUUGAUUGCGUAAUCAUUUCACCACUGUUGGGUUUGCAUCUCAGGGCUUUUCGCUGCUUCAGAAUCCAUUGGAAUUAUGUCAAUCGCCUCAACAGUUAUAGAGUACAGGUAGCCAAAAGAAUGUGAACACUGGAGCCAAAGCUCUGCUGUUGAAGGGCUAUAGUGACACUUGGAAUGGGAUACUUUUCACUUCUUUACAUAGAACAGAAAUACGUUUUUAUUAAAGUUACUGUGGAUUUUGUAUUGGAAGACUAGAAAUAAAAUAAAGAAAAUGUCUGUCUGGGAAAAAAAA
This is a messenger RNA of Oryzias latipes (Japanese medaka), 5254 nucleotides long. Lineage: Eukaryota; Metazoa; Chordata; Actinopteri; Beloniformes; Adrianichthyidae. The record is from RefSeq and is a predicted model, not a curated record.